This is a messenger RNA of Xenopus laevis (African clawed frog), 2321 nucleotides long. It is a transcript of the gene amer2.S, whose product is annotated as APC membrane recruitment protein 2 S homeolog. Gene Ontology annotation, cellular component: plasma membrane. NCBI's taxonomy places the organism in Eukaryota, Metazoa, Chordata, Amphibia, Anura, Pipidae. Gene Ontology annotation, biological process: regulation of canonical Wnt signaling pathway. Gene Ontology annotation, molecular function: beta-catenin binding; phosphatidylinositol-4,5-bisphosphate binding. The record is from RefSeq and is a predicted model, not a curated record.
AUCCCAUUGGUUGCCAUGGAGACGAACAGGAGCAGAGAAGAGGCUGCCAGUGAGAAAUUCAGCAAGGCAUCUGCGGGGGUCUGCAGGAGGAAGGAGGCAGGAUCAAAGAAAGCAAACAUGGACUUGCAUUAUGAUUGUGCCGAGUCCCCAGCAGCUGAGCAGCCAUCAGGGAAAAUUAAUAAGACGGCCUUUAAAUUAUUUGGCAAGAGGAGAUCUGGCAGUGCCAUGCCCACGAUAUUUGGUGUGAAAAACAAGGGAGAUGGGAAAGGCACCGGGAAUAUAGGAAUGGUACGGAGCAAGACCUUGGAUGGAUUGGCUGAUGUGGUGCUGGAGAGCAACAAGAAAGAGGAGCCGUGCACCAAUGCUGGGGCUGGUCAGCUGAAUACUGAAAAAAGCCCCAAGGUUGUAACAAUAAACCCAGAUGUUUCAUCCGACAGCUCAGUGGCCAAGUCACACAGCUUCUUCUCCCUGCUGAAAAGGAAUGGGAAAUCUGAGAAUGUCAAAGGAGAGCUGGCCGAGCAGAAACCCGGCAGCAGACAAAAGAGAGGACUGAAGGGUCUGUUUAACAGCAUGAGAUGGAGUAAAAAAGAUAAAAGCUACAAGGACGACAAAGAAGGGGCUUCUGAAAACCAGCCUGGCCUCAUUUUGCCCAGCUCACUGACUGCUAGUUUGGAAUGCAUUAAGGAGGAAACACAAAAACCUUUGUGCGAAAAAGAAAAAAGCGAGGAGGAUAUUCCAGCUGAUGUGCCCUCUGUGGAGCACAGUGGGGAUGUAAACACCUCAGCAGAGGAGAAUCCCCUAAAUGGAUGUGUGGAAUCUCCCUGCCCGGCACUCAUUACUAAAGAACCCCAGCUAGAGGAUCCCCCAGUUAUCCAGCAAGUGGACAACCUUUACCAGCUGCCUGACCCAGAGGUGGAGACCCUCCCAGAUAACAAAGAUGAAGACGUAACAGGUGACAUUCCAGUAAACACUGUUUCUAUUGUUGAACCCGAGUGUGAUGUUGGUCAAGAAAUUGCAGCCCCUGACCCCACCACUGUUGACCCACCCUCAGAGCCAUCCUUUGAUCGUAUUUGUUUAAUGUUGGCUGAUGUUACGUCACUGAAAAGCUUUGACUCUCUUACAGGAUGCGGCGAUGUUAUUGCUGACCAAGAUGAUGAUGGAGGGAGCAGCAAGGGGUCGAAGGUUGUGCCAGGCAAUGGCAAGAAAGUCACCUCCAAGAAGAACGCAAAUAUUGUUGCCUACCAGGGUGGAGGGGAGGAGAUGGCCAGCCCGGAAGAAGCGGAUGAGACUUAUGUUCAAGAACUUUUCAGUAUGAUCCCUCAGUCCGAGGGGGCAAGUGAAAAACCAGAAAAGGUCAAUGGCACCACACAGGUUACCGCAAGGGAGGUAAAAUGCAGCGACAGUGGCCGUGAUAGAAAUACUGUAAAGCCAAGCAAGUUAAGGCAGGUGCCUAUUCGUCGCAAAGAGAGGGGAGAUCAAAACAGCAAGGGAAACGAGAAGCGACAAUGUCAUCGCAACAGCGACGAGGGGUAUUGGGAUUCAACAACACUAGGUCAAGAGGAAGAGGAGCCCAGGAGUGUGGGAAAACAAGCCCUCCCCAGAGACAGCUGUAGUGGCGAUGCCCUUUAUGACCUGUAUACAGAUCCUGAUGAAAGCAUACCCAAAGCACAGGCAGAGGAACCCCCAGUCAGCCAUUCCCACUCCAAACCACUAUCUCCUGUAACCGCAUCAUGCCCAGUAAAAACAGCCAGUUCCAACAAAGAGUCCAAGAUCCCCAUCAGCAUUAAACACCUGCCCGUCCACACCACAAACCAGGGGAUCGAUAGUGGCAGCGGUUCUGCCGCUGGGCAUUCACAUCCGGUGAAAAGUGAACUACCCAGAACCAAAAUCCCAGUCUCCAAGGUACUGGUACGGAGGGUCAGUAAUAAAGCCAUAACAGAGACUGCAGCAGGUAAACGAGCCAUCCAUGAUCCAGCCAGAAAGCACCACUGACACUGUGGGAAAAGCAAGUUAAACAAAUGGUGGUGGUUGUCGUUGCUGCUUUAUAGCUGACUAUUACUUAAACGGAUCAUUUCAUUUAACACUUAAUCAAUUAACCCAGGGCAAAUACUCAAAUCAACUUUUUUUUAAUACUUGCUAUACCGGAUUAUUUUCUGUUGUGUUUUCUACAUUUGUACGUUUCGGGUAAACUACUGGGCAUCCCAUUUGGAUGUUUCAUUUCUUUUUCCCUUCUGAUUCAGAUGAUCUAUGUUUAGUAUUUAUUUUGAUGAAAAAUAACAAUGGAAGAAAAAAAAAUGCAUGAAUAAAAAUAUUAUAUUAUU